Laccaria bicolor S238N-H82 is the source of this 222-nucleotide messenger RNA. RefSeq lists its product as uncharacterized. Bases 1 to 222 code for a protein of 73 amino acids. Lineage: Eukaryota; Fungi; Basidiomycota; Agaricomycetes; Agaricales; Hydnangiaceae. The record is from RefSeq and is a predicted model, not a curated record. The transcript has 2 exons.
AUGCUGGGGGAACAUGCGUAUGGGGUGGCUGCUUCAGUCUCUGCCACGACCGAAACCAGUUUGUCUGCAAUACUUGGAAGUCGACGAUCUAGCCACUACUUCCCCUCUUUUAAAGCUGCAGAGACGGUUGGAAUCUCAGGGCGGGCUUUGGGGAAGAUUACGUCGAGUUUCAUGGUCAUCACGUCUGAUGAACAGAGGACCAAUGUCAGCCUGAGCCUCUAA